Molecule: messenger RNA, 1881 nt
Organism: Capsicum annuum
Lineage: Eukaryota; Viridiplantae; Streptophyta; Magnoliopsida; Solanales; Solanaceae
Product: protein NRT1/ PTR FAMILY 1.2
Exons: 4
Coding region: 77-1822 (581 amino acids)
Biological process (GO): transmembrane transport
Cellular component (GO): plasma membrane
Molecular function (GO): transmembrane transporter activity
Source: RefSeq, a predicted model, not a curated record
CUAAUUGGAGUGCAUAUAUAUUAGUAGUACCAACAAAGCUGGAAGAGAGAUUUUUUUGAAUACUUGGAUUGUACACAUGGAGAAUUUAGUAUGUGAAAAAGGUGAAAUGGUUGAAGAGCCAUUGUUGUUGGUGGAGAUGGAUGAUGAUGAUCAAGAAACUCAAAAGGGUGGCUGCAGAACUUUGCCUUUCAUCCUUGGAAGUACGGCUUUGAUGAAUGCGGCGUUGUCUGCUCUUACUCCUAAUAUGAUCCUGUAUUUGAUGAAUGAGUAUCACAUGGAUAUGACUACUGGGUCCAAUAUUAUGUUCAUCUGGUCAGCAGCUACCAAUUUCUCUCCAGUUGUUGCGGCCUUUAUGGCGGAUGCUUUUGUGGGUCGGUUCCAGAUGAUAGGAUUGGGAUCUGUUGUUACCCUCGUGGGGAUGUUUCUGUUUUGGCUGACAUCAGUGAUUCCGCAAGCAAGGCCCCCACCCUGUGUCAGUUCCAACAGCAUUUGCAGAUCAGCAGAUAUGUUACAAUUCUUCUUCCUGUGUUUCUCUUUGGGGAUCACUGCCAUUGGAGAUGGUGCAAUCAAAUCCUCAUCUUUAGCAUUUGGUUCUGAUCAGUUGACACGGGAAGUUUAUCAUGGAAAUGCGCGUGCAAUGGAGAGAUACUUCAGCUGGUACUAUGCCUUGUAUGCUUUGUCUCUCCUUGUUGCUCUCAUGUGUCUUGUUUAUAUCCAAGUCAACAUGGGCUGGGAUUUAGGUUUUGGAGCUCCCGUUUUGCUGAUGUUGUUUUCAACUGUUUUAAUUUAUUUGGGUACUCCAUUCUACGUGAAGCUGAAGCCUAAAUCGAGUUUAAUCACUGGCCUUUUUCAAGUGAUUGUAGCUUCUUAUAGAAAUAGAUGUCUCGGAUCGUCGUCAGAAAGUGCAGAUAUACUAUACCAUCAGAAAAGAGGGUCAGCCAUAGUUCUUCCAAGUGAAAAACUGAGGUUUCUGAAUAAAGCUUGCAUUGCACAAGAUCCUCAACUAGAUUUGAGCCCAGAUGGAGAAGCAACAGAUCCUUGGCGUCUUUGCACCGUAGAUCAAGUCGAGGAGCUGAAAGCAUUGCUCAAAGUUUUUCCAAUCUGGUUGACGGCAGUAGUAUUUUCCAUAAAUUUAAGCCAGAACUCUUUUCCAGUACUUCAAGCGACUACCAUGGAUCGACAUAUUGGUUCAAGCUUUGAAAUCCCCGCGGGUUCCUUUGGCCUCUUUGGUGUUAUCUCUGCUAUACUUUGGCUUGUCCUCUAUGAUUGUUUGAUUCUUCCCAUAGCAUCAAAAUUGUCUGGAAAACCUACUCAUUUCAGCACAAAAGAGAGAAUGGGGUUUGGUUUAUUUCUCUCCUUCCUGUCAGUCUUAGUGGUAGCAGCUGUAGAAGGUGUCCGGAGAAGUGUCGCAAUCAAGGAGGGGUACUCUGAUGAUCCACAAGGCGUGAUACCUAUGUCAGCAAUUUGGCUACUUCCCCAGAAUUGCCUUACUGGCGUAGCAGUGGCCGUGCACGCCAUCGGCCAAAACGAAUUUUAUAUAUCAGAAUUUCCUAGAAGCAUGUCAAGUGUAGCUUCUGCUCUACUAGGAGUUAGUUCAGGAGUGGGAAGCUUACUAGCUAGCUUUGUAAUGAGUACUAUCGACAACUUGACCAAACGAGGAGGGGCAGAAAGUUGGGUAUCGAGCAAUGUAAACAAGGGCCAUUACGACUACUAUUAUCUGGUUCUUGCAGGAUUUAGUCUAGUUAACAUACUGUGUUAUGUUGUUUGCUGUAGAGCUUAUGGUCCCUGUAAAGGAGAGGUGAAGGAAGAGGAGAAGUCAUGAAUUGGUACAACAACUUAUUGUUAAUAUUUAUCAUGUCAAUUUGUAUAAUUUUCUGUUGA